Blepharisma stoltei is the source of this 360-nucleotide messenger RNA. NCBI's taxonomy places the organism in Eukaryota, Ciliophora, Heterotrichea, Heterotrichida, Blepharismidae. The record is from the annotation of a GenBank genome assembly.
AUGGGAAACAGAACAAGCAACAUUCCAACCCAAGUUCCAUACGGAAAUGAUCACAUGAGGAUGCAAAAGCCAAAAGAUCUGGAAAUCAAUAAUGAGUUUGAAUCUCCAAGGAAAGGCAUGGCCCGGCCUCAGACCAUGCCUUCCUCACCCAACUACCAUCAGUCAGAGUUUGAAAGCCCAAGCAAGAUUUAUUCACCAAGGUUGCUUGGCAGAGUUUUUAGCCAGCUAUCCCCACAAGCAAUGACAAAAGCCUUUCAUUUCCCUGACGAAGACCCAAUUGAUGCUGCCGGAUAUCAUCACCGACAAGUUUCGAAGCAUCAACUAUUCCAAGCUGAGGUUUACCAUGAAACAUUUAAUUAG